Colias croceus (clouded yellow) is the source of this 1678-nucleotide messenger RNA. It is a transcript of the gene Amacr, whose product is annotated as alpha-methylacyl-CoA racemase. Gene Ontology annotation, molecular function: alpha-methylacyl-CoA racemase activity. Gene Ontology annotation, biological process: bile acid metabolic process. The coding region runs from base 346 to 1482 and encodes 378 amino acids. Gene Ontology annotation, cellular component: mitochondrion. The transcript is spliced from 2 exons. NCBI's taxonomy places the organism in Eukaryota, Metazoa, Arthropoda, Insecta, Lepidoptera, Pieridae. The record is from RefSeq and is a predicted model, not a curated record.
AACUUCAAAGUCAAACAAACAAGUUUUCAGGUUUCCUUUAUCAUUAAAUUAUUGAUAAUUUAUUUUGAAUAAUUAUCUAUUUCUUAUCUUGUAUAAUAUAGUAUAAGAAGGGUAUAAAGAAAGAUAUAGAAUGUUGACAAUAACCCUUAUACACCGAAAUUGUAAUAGCACAUUAUAAACUAGUUAAAUACAAGUUUGUUUUUUUUUAUUUAUUUAUGAAUAUUUAUGUCUUCGUGUACUGAUUCGUGGACUUUGUAACUUUAAAUUGUCACAGUUUCGCACAUAACGAAUUAGUAAGUUAGGUACAUGUUAUUUAUUAGUAAGUAUUGAAAACUAACAGAUCAUAUGGCUUUAAAAGGCAUAAAAGUUGUGGAAAUGAUUGGUUUGGCCCCGGGUCCUGUUUGUGGGUCUAUUUUAGCUGAUUUUGGAGCAACAGUUACAGUUGUUUCUAAAAUAGAACCAUCACCAGUUGACGUAAUGUGUACUGGGAAAAGAAUGCUAUCUGUAAAUUUAAAAUCAAAAGAAGGUGUGAGUGUAGUAAAGAAACUGUGUGCUUCAUCAGAUGUCCUUAUUGAUACCUAUAGACCAGGAGUAUUAGAAAAACUUGGUCUUGGUCCUGAAGUCCUUAUGAAAGAAAAUACUCGUCUUAUUUAUACAAGGUUAUCAGGAUUUGGUCAAGGUGGUUAUUAUAGAGAUAAGCCUGGACAUGAUAUUAAUUAUGUUGCAGUAUCAGGGGUACUCUCAAUGUUAAAGAAAGAUAAGCAGCCACCUAAACCUCCUAUAAAUCUUCUGGCAGACUUUGCUGGAGGAAGCAUGAUAUCUGCUUUAGGAAUUUUGAUGGCUCUAUUUGAAAGAACAAAGUCUGGAAAAGGACAACAAAUAGAUGCAAGCAUGGUAGAAGGUACUGCUUAUGUAGCAAAUUGGCUCUUCAAAUCAAGAAAUUUACCUUUCUUGAACCAGGAGCCAGGGAAAAAUAUAUUGGAUGGAGGAGCUGCUUGCUAUGAUACAUACAGAACAAAAGAUGACAAGUUUAUGGCAGUAGGUGCUAUAGAACCUCAUUUCUAUUCAAAUUUCCUAAAAGGUUUACAGCUACUGGAAGAUGAUUAUAAUCAAUAUGGUGAUGAAGAACAAAAUAGGAAAAAAUUCCAAGAGAUAUUUUUAACUAAAACUCAAGAUGAAUGGGUUGCUAUAUUUGAUGAGUUAGAUGCAUGUGUUACUCCGGUUGUUGAAUAUAACAAAGUUCACAAGCACAAAUGUAAUGCUUCUAGAUCUUCAUUCUAUAUAGAUCAUAAUAAUUUGGUUGCUCCAGAACCUGCUCCUAGAUUGUCAAGAACAUUAGCUGAAGCAAGUGGAAAGAAGCAACAAACAAUACAUGGUCAACAUACAGUGGAAGUUUUAUUAGAACUUGGUUACAGUAAAGUAGAAAUAAAUAACUUAAUAGACAGGGGAAUUGUUUAUGCCAUAACAAAAUCUAAUCUUUAAAACAUCUAUUUAUUUCAUUAUUUCAGAUAUUUUUUUUAUAAUAUCAUGGUGUUCAGAUAUUAAAUCUUGGCUUAUAAUUUUAUUGUUAAUUAAGGGAUGGUCAUCAAUGUAUUUUAAGAUUUUUAAUAGAAUCUUUAAGUCAAAUGCAAUAUGGUUAUUGCCAAAUGUAUAAUCAUUAAAUACUGUAAACUUUUUA